AGAGCGAACGCGAUCCUGGGCGUGGGAGGCCGGCGCCGCGCAUGCGCAGAGGUGUGGUCCGGGAAGGUGAGCUGAAGCUGGAGUUAGAGGCGCGGCCGCUGUGAGUAUUGUCUUAAAUGACCUCACUCCGUGACCACUGGUCCUGGGCCAAGAUGGGCCAAUCAGAGUCCUUACCCAGAACUUUUUGAACUGAAACUGAGAAAGAAAAUUCCUCUCCAGUAUGGAAGCCAUAAAAUGUAAAACACAGGAGCUGUCAGCAGCCACGCAUCCUGCCAUGUGGAACUGGUCUGCAAGGAAAAAGAAUGAAGCUGACAUGCAGAAAGCAGCAGAGAAAUAUGUUACUGAAAUUAAUUCAGGAGGAGGUGGCAAAUCUACAUUAAACCAAUAACUAUGAAGACACUGAAAAAGUUACCAGAGAGAUAUUUAUAAGAACAAUGUGUGCUGAGUACUGCAUCUCCUUUGCUGAUGUUGAAAAAGCUCAUAUCAACAUUCGAGAUUCUAUCCACCUCACACCAGUGCUAACAAGCUCCAUUUUAAACCAAGUAACAGGGCGCAAUCUUUUCUUCAAAUGUGAACUCUUCCAGAAAACUGGAUCUUUUAAGAUCCGUGGUGCCCUUAAUGCCAUCAGAGGCUUGAUUGUUGCCACUUCAGAAAAGCCCAAAGCUGUGGUUACUCACAGCACUGGGAAUCACGGCCAGGCCCUCGCCUACGCUGCCGAACUGGAAGGAAUUCCUGCUUAUAUUGUGGUGCCCCAAACAGCUCCCAACUGUAAAAAACUGGCAAUACAAGCCUAUGGAGCCUCUAUAGUGUACAGUGAACAGAGCGAUGAGUCCAGAGAAAAUGUUACAAAAAGAAUUAUGGAAGAAACAGAAGGCAUCAUGGUACAUCCCAACCAGGAGCCUGCAGUGAUGGCUGGGCAAGGGACAAUUGCCAUGGAGGUGCUGAACCAGGUUCCCUUGGUAGAUGCACUGGUGGUACCUGUAGGAGGAGGAGGAAUGGUUGCUGGAAUAGCAAUUACAGUUAAGGCCCUGAGACCUAGUGUGAAGGUAUAUGCUGCUGAACCCUUGAAUGCAGAUGACUGCUACCAGUCCAAACUGAAAGGGGAACUGACCCCCAACCCCUGUCCUCCAGAAACCAUAGCAGAUGGUGUCAAAUCCAGCAUUGGCUUAAACACCUGGCCUGUUAUAAGGGACCUUGUGGAUGAUGUCUUCACCGUCACAGAGGACGAAAUUAAGUAUGCAACCCAGCUGGUAUGGGAGCGGAUGAAACUGCUUAUUGAACCUACAGCUGGUGUUGGAGUGGCUGCUGUUCUGUCUCAGCAUUUUCAAACAAUUCCCCCAGAAGUAAAGAACAUAUGUAUUGUGCUCAGUGGUGGAAAUGUAGACUUAACCUCCAUAACUUGGGUGAAGCAAGCUGAAAGGCCAGCUCCUUAUCAAUCUGUUUUUGUUUAAUUUAUGCAUAAGGAAGAAAUGGGAUUCAGUGUCUCUAGAUACUUGGAAAUUUGGUCUCCAGUCACUGUUAACUUCCCAUCUUACCUUUAAGCAGCUUUCAAAAUCCGAUUGGACAGUGGAUAUUUCAGUAAGACUUAAUAGUUUUUUGGAUGAAGUAGCAAUAAAAAAACAUCCAUACUUAACUAA
Messenger RNA from Miniopterus natalensis, 1637 nucleotides. NCBI's taxonomy places the organism in Eukaryota, Metazoa, Chordata, Mammalia, Chiroptera, Miniopteridae. The record is from RefSeq and is a predicted model, not a curated record.